AUGUUUAUGAAUGUUUGCGGAGGUGUUCGUGUUAAGGUUUUCUUGAAAAUUCUAGGCAGGGAACCUAUCACUUUUGACAAUCUUGGAAGCGCACUUAGGGAUUUCGCUCUGUCACUCAGAACUGAGAGUCCAUCGGUUAUACUAUCUCAUAGAGAUGAAUUAUUGCCUUUUGUCCCAUAUUUUCGACCCAGUGAAGUUUGCCUUAUUGCACAUGGGUACCAGCACGUAGGACUUAAAUCCAUAGAAUGGUGGAACAAAUUCGCCACUGAAUCUGUGCAAACAAUGUUUGAUAUGGAUGGAAAGGAAAUGGCAGGGCUGCUUUAUUCCUUCUCAAAGUUGGACACUAACAAUUCAUUGAUUAAAAAAUUCGCCGUUGUACCACAUCUAGUUGAGCAAAUUAAACCUUGGAUAAACAUCCUAGAGCCAACAGAUUUGGCCCUAACUAUCCGUGCAUUAUCAUCAUUGCAAAUUGACAAUCUACAGGUUUACCAAAGGGCAUUAGACAUUUCAGACUCCUUUAACUUACUUGAUAUUCUGUUUUUUAUCCAUUCCAACUCACAGAGUAGGGGCUUUAACAUGAAUUUCUACCAAAAAAUGUGCCAACACUCAAUAAAAUUUGUAACUGAAAUGGAUAUACGACACAUAAAAUCAAUAGCAACUACUUUAUCUGUAGGCGGGAUCAAAUCUCAUCAAUAUUUUAAUAUACUAGGCAAGCAACUUGAGCACAUAUCUCACUAUCAAUCAAUAAAUUUAUCUGAUCUAAUAUCAUUGAUAAUGUCAUUUACUAGGCAAUGUUUCCCAUUAGAUACAAUAAUGCCAAUUGAUAGGCAAAUAUAUGUAACAACACUCAAAAAACUGGGAAUGACGGAUGAAACGAUUAUUUCACUUGAUAAAAACGAAAAUGAGCCAGUUACAUAUCCGUUACCCUCUACUAAAAAGUUUUUUGAGGACCAAAUUGCGAGGUUCAUCCCCUCGUUCGACGACAAUGAUAUGUCAAUUGUCACACGUGGAAUAUCAAUGCUACGCCUUAACUUACAGCCAUUAGCCCUGGAUGAUUUAUUUGACGCGCUAGUAAACCAGCUGAAAUCAGGACUAUUUACUGGUGCCAAACUCGCCAACCUAGUACUAUCUACUGCCACAAUAAAGGGGUCAAAAAAUUCUUUCUGGCAGGAAUUGGAUAAUUGCAUUAGAAACCAACCAGAUGUCACACCAGAAAUUUGUGCUAGAAUACUCACAGCUAUUGGCAACUCUCACAAUUUUUCAUACUCCAGGACUAGGAUAAGCAGUGAGUGCAAGAAGGUCGUCCUUUGUAACUUAAAUCAAUUAAGCACUCGUGCUAUAUCAGCACUUUGUAAAAGUUUUGAGAAAACCUACGAUACACAAUCGGCCAGUAAUCCAAAAUUGGCAGAUGAAAUUAUUAAACGGGCCGGUGAAUUCAUUUUUUGGGAUUUAUCACCAAUCCUAAGUAUGUAUGUAACCUUGGGUAUUUGUCCACAAAACGUAUACAAUACGCUAAAAGAUAGAUACAACAAUAUUAAACACAGCAUGGAUAACAAAUCCAGAAUGAAUAUAGAAAGAUUGAUAAAUCGCAUAGUACACUCAUGA
Babesia microti strain RI is the source of this 1605-nucleotide messenger RNA. RefSeq names its product conserved Plasmodium protein, unknown function. NCBI's taxonomy places the organism in Eukaryota, Apicomplexa, Aconoidasida, Piroplasmida, Babesiidae. Bases 1 to 1605 code for a protein of 534 amino acids. The transcript has 6 exons. The record is from RefSeq and is a predicted model, not a curated record.